Molecule: messenger RNA, 5651 nt
Organism: Melozone crissalis (California towhee)
Lineage: Eukaryota; Metazoa; Chordata; Aves; Passeriformes; Passerellidae
Gene: BRAF
Product: B-Raf proto-oncogene, serine/threonine kinase
Exons: 20
Coding region: 1-2418 (805 amino acids)
Biological process (GO): protein phosphorylation; signal transduction
Cellular component (GO): mitochondrion; cytosol; plasma membrane
Molecular function (GO): ATP binding; protein kinase activity
Source: RefSeq, a predicted model, not a curated record
AUGGCGGCGCUGAGCAGCGGCGGCAGCGCCGAGGGGGCCUCGCUCUUCAACGGGGACAUGGAGCCCGAGCCGGCCGCGCUCGGCGCCGGCUACGCGGGGGCCGGCAGCGGGGACCCGGCCAUCCCGGAGGAGGUGUGGAACAUCAAACAGAUGAUUAAAUUGACACAAGAGCAUAUAGAAGCACUGCUAGACAAAUUUGGAGGAGAGCAUAACCCACCUUCAAUAUAUUUAGAGGCCUAUGAAGAGUACACCAGCAAGCUUGAUGCUCUACAGCAGAGAGAGCAGCAGUUACUGGAAUCCAUGGGGAAUGGAACUGAUUUCUCCGUCUCCAGUUCAGCUUCAACAGACACAGUUGCAUCAUCUUCCUCCUCUAGCCUCUCUGUAGCACCUUCAUCCCUUUCAGUUUAUCAGAACCCUGCUGAUAUGUCACGGAAUAACCCUAAGUCUCCACAGAAGCCCAUUGUUAGAGUCUUCCUGCCCAACAAGCAAAGGACUGUGGUUCCAGCAAGAUGUGGAGUGACAGUCCGAGACAGCCUAAAAAAAGCGCUGAUGAUGAGAGGUCUUAUUCCAGAAUGCUGUGCUGUUUACAGAAUACAAGAUGGAGAGAAGAAGCCAAUUGGCUGGGACACAGACAUUUCCUGGCUCACAGGAGAGGAGUUGCAUGUGGAGGUUUUGGAGAAUGUGCCACUCACGACACACAAUUUCGUACGAAAAACGUUCUUCACGUUAGCGUUCUGCGAUUUCUGUCGGAAGCUGCUUUUCCAGGGCUUCCGCUGCCAGACCUGUGGCUACAAAUUCCACCAGCGCUGUAGUACAGAAGUGCCACUGAUGUGUGUUAAUUAUGACCAGCUUGAUUUGCUGUUUGUCUCCAAGUUCUUUGAACAUCACCCCAUACCACCGGAGGAGGCCUCCUUAGGAGAGACCACCCCAGCAUCUGGAUCAUACCCCUCAGUGCCCCCCUCAGAUUCUGUUGGACCACCAAUUCUCCCUAGUCCUUCUCCUUCAAAAUCCAUUCCAAUCCCACAGCCCCUCCGACCAGCAGAUGAAGACCAUCGGAAUCAAUUUGGGCAACGCGACCGAUCCUCCUCAGCUCCCAACGUCCACAUCAACACCAUCGAGCCUGUCAAUAUUGAUGACUUGAUUAGAGACCAGAGUUUACGAGGAGAGGGAGCCCCUUUGAACCAGCUGAUGCGCUGUCUUCGGAAAUACCAAUCCCGGACUCCCAGUCCCCUCCUUCAUUCUGUCCCCAGUGAAAUAGUGUUUGAUUUUGAGCCUGGCCCAGUGUUCAGAGGCUCAGCUGCAGGCUUGUCUGCAACACCUCCUGCUUCCUUGCCCGGGUCACUAACCAAUGUGAAAGCGUUACAGAAAUCACCAGGGCCCCAACGGGAAAGGAAAUCAUCCUCAUCCUCAGAAGACAGAAAUCGAAUGAAAACACUUGGUCGACGGGAUUCAAGUGAUGAUUGGGAGAUACCAGAUGGACAGAUCACAGUUGGCCAAAGGAUAGGAUCUGGAUCAUUUGGAACAGUCUACAAAGGAAAGUGGCAUGGUGAUGUGGCAGUGAAAAUGUUGAAUGUUACGGCACCCACACCUCAACAGUUACAGGCUUUCAAAAAUGAAGUAGGAGUGCUCAGGAAAACACGACAUGUGAAUAUCCUGCUUUUCAUGGGUUAUUCAACAAAACCCCAGUUGGCUAUUGUUACACAGUGGUGUGAAGGGUCCAGUUUGUAUCACCAUCUACACAUCAUUGAGACCAAAUUUGAAAUGAUCAAGCUAAUUGAUAUUGCACGACAGACUGCACAAGGCAUGGAUUAUUUGCAUGCCAAGUCAAUCAUCCACAGAGACCUCAAGAGUAAUAAUAUUUUUCUUCAUGAAGACCUCACAGUAAAAAUAGGUGAUUUUGGUCUAGCUACAGUGAAAUCACGGUGGAGUGGAUCCCAACAGUUUGAACAGUUGUCUGGUUCCAUUCUAUGGAUGGCACCAGAAGUUAUUAGGAUGCAAGAUAAAAACCCCUAUAGUUUUCAGUCAGAUGUGUAUGCAUUUGGGAUUGUUCUCUAUGAAUUGAUGACUGGACAGUUGCCAUACUCCAACAUCAACAACAGGGACCAGAUAAUUUUCAUGGUGGGACGAGGAUACCUAUCUCCAGACCUCAGCAAAGUACGGAGCAACUGUCCCAAAGCUAUGAAGAGACUAAUGGCAGAAUGCUUAAAAAAGAAAAGAGAUGAGAGACCCCUUUUUCCACAGAUUCUUGCCUCCAUUGAGCUUCUGGCCCGGUCAUUGCCAAAAAUUCACCGCAGUGCAUCUGAGCCCUCGUUGAACCGGGCUGGCUUCCAGACAGAGGAUUUUAGUCUAUAUGCUUGUGCUUCUCCAAAAACACCCAUCCAGGCAGGGGGAUACGGAGAAUUUGCAGCGUUCAAGUAGCCACAGCACCAUGGCAGCACCCACUCUGUUAUUUAAGUCUUGUGUUCCUACAGUUUCUUAACAUCAAAACUCCAUUCUGCUCCGCAAAACCUAAAGUAAUUUAGAAAAGAUAUCCAUAAGCUUAAAAGUGGAGCAGAAUGGAACCACCAGUCCAACACAAUGGGAAAAAGUACCUUUUUGGGAACCAGAGUCCUCUGCUGCCAGUGUUUCUCCUUGGACACAAACCACCCCGUGCGUUGGAGACCUGCGGUGGCUGCCUGUGCCGUUGGCAUCGCUCCCGGAGAGGAGAGGGCGCUCGUGGUGUGCCUGUGGUGCUCGGGGCGGGGACGGAGCUGCUGCUGCUGCUGCUGAACUGGGAGCCUUGCUUUGGAGGGGCUGCCGGCCGCCUUGCUCCCUCUAACAGCGUCACCAUCAGAGCCUCGCCGGCUGAUGAGCGCUCAUCUCAGCCAAUCAUUUCCCAUUCUGAUCCUUUUUUUUUUCCUGGUGUACUUACUGAUUUAUGGACAACGCAGUAUCCCCUUUUCGCUGUGUUACAGUGUCAGACACCUCAGUCUGUCUAUAUUGCUGGGGUUUAUUCCUUUAAAUUUUAACGUGUGGGGCAGUGGGAGCUGGAGAUGUUAUUCUGAAGGCAGAGAGGUUCAUCUGAAGGAAAAGGGGAUGCUGCCAUACCUUUUUUCAGAUUUACUUUACCGCUUCUUAAAAAGAACAAACAACAACCACCAUCCUUAACCUUUUUCCUUUUCCAAUAUUUUCUUGGUGUGUGCAUAUACAACAUCUUUUUGAAGGAUUAGGUCGAUCCUUCUUUUGUUGGUCCAGCAACAAACUGAAGUUUAAAAAAAAUGUAGCGAGAUUGUCCUCUCUUUUAUUUUUUUUUGUAUCAUAUGAUACAAUGUAUUUAUCAAAGAUGCUACUGCAGCAUCUAAAGUCUGUAGAAAUCCUGAUACAGACUGUGAAUGGUGUAUGUACCUACUUUAAAAGUUUUAUUUUAAACGAGGGUGCAGGUUAAUGCCAGGUACCUUACCAAUAUGUAAUGUUUUCAUAAAUGAGGAAAAAAGUUCUCAGGUUGAAUUGAUUUCAAAUACAAUCCCCCUCUAGAAUUAGACAUUCCAAAAAUUAUGUUUUGGUACUUUCAAGAGCUUUUUUUAAAGGAUUUUUAUCCUGUUAACUACACGUCCUCUGAUAAGUGUGUGUGUAAAUGUGGAGCAUCUUGUCCUAAUGGCAAGUUGUUAGAUCAAAACAAAACGGUACUUGCUGGAUCCACGCUGACUACUCCUGCUCUCAUUGCUUUCCUCCCUGUCAGCUCUUCCCUUCUGCUUGUCUUUCCCCUCUGUACACUUUGCAAACUAGGACGAAGGUGGCGGUGUCUCCAUUAGAGUGCUUUGUUUUCCUGUCCUCCAGUCCUGGUUUUCAAAUGGUUAGUAGCUUUUUGAAAAGUUACCCAGUCAGGGAAAACAACAACUCAUAGAGUUCUGCACAUCAUUUACCUCUAGUAGAAUAUCUUGUGAUGUGAUCUGCUUGCAGAGUUCUCUGGUAUGUGGUAUUACCUGUAAAUUAUUUGUACAGAGGCAAGGCAGACCACAUUGGAAAGAAACUCAAGCUCAGACAGAAGUUUCCAGAAAUUGAUUCAUAUCAGCCCUGUACCACUCCAGGUGAGGCAGGAGAACUGACCCCCCCCUCUAGCAGAGAGGUUUUUGCUGGGAGGAGGUGGGGAGUGUUUAACAAAAUCACGACAAAUAAAUGAAGGAAUUAAAUGUGUGUGAAUGUGGUGUCCAUGCUAAACAUGGAUGUACCGAGUGAGGGUGCUGUCCUUCCCUCCCUAGGGGAAGGGGACUGUUCCUGUCUGCAGAAGGUUGCUCCCAGAUGAAGGGAGAAAAGCACAUCAGAAGUAGGUGAUGGUUUUAAUACCCUGGAAUAUUGCGGUGUUGCUGGUAGUCUGUUACGUUUGUCAGUAAAUAUUUACUGGGGCUGUAGGGACCAGACUGAUCUGAAGUGGGAAUUAAAACUGAAAUACUGUGUAUUCAUAUUAAUUCCACAAACAUUAGCAAGAUAGCAAUAGUGAAUGACUUAAUAGUCACUACAGGAAUGAAGUGAUUCAUGUUGGUACAUGAACAGAAUUGAUUUUGUGUAUGGGACGCAUUUUAAAAACAAAGGAAAAAAAAGCACAAAUUUUUUUCUUGUCUGCUGUGGGUCUUCAGAUGCUGUAAGGUUUUUACCUUAAUGAGGUUGGCAGGAAUUUAAAAAGUAGCAAUAGCCACUUUCCAGUGUGGAGAGGCUGAUGCAGAGCAGUGGUAGCAGAUGGUGCAGUCGGAGUGCUCCCUGGUGAUCAUCUGAGGCCAGUACCUGAGAGCUGGAGGGAGCCUGGGGCACUGGUGGCAGCAGGCAGGUGAGAGCAUUUACCAGAUACAGGCUCCCAGGGGGAAAGGAGUCCCUGCUUCUCCUUUCACCCCAUGCUUGGCUCCAGCCCCUUUAUGGGCUGUGGCCCCAUUUGUACGUGCCAGGGAUACUGAGGUCAAGGUUCUCUCAAAAGAAGCUGUUAACAGAGCAAGUAUGGACAGGUGGUUCAACACUCAUUUGUUUCACAGAUCAUUAAAAGCUCUUGUUGCCUUCCACCAAGUCAUGCUGGCAGAAGAUUCUGUUAGGAACUUCAUUCUAUCUUUGCUUAAAAUGAACUUACUUUGGUAAAGAUUCAUUACCCAUUAGUCUACAAUAUGCUUCUUGAGCCCAUAGGAAAAGCACAAGGAAAAUUGCUAUCCUUGUCCAUGCAAAGCACUUUAUAAGUAACACAUGAUCUCUGGGGGUUUUGUGUUGGGGUUUGUUUGUUUGUAGUUUUGUUUUUCUUUUUUUGUUUCUCGUUUUGUUUUAUUUUUUUUUCCUGAGGAAUGUGCAAGUUGUUUGGCUGCUGUUUAGAGAAGUCCUUUCAGGAUGCAUUUCUACUGGUUUUCUCGUUUGUUUGUUUCUCUCCAGAUAGCUGUAGUAAUGUGUGUUUGUCUGUAAGAGUUCCCAGGUAAUGCUCAUACAAAACUUUGAAAGAAAUGUAGUUUGUAAAUAAUUGGGAUUAUUUUUGGUUUUAUCUUUUCCUUCAGGAGUUUUUCUGAAUGUCUUGCAUGCCAUCAGGACCAGUCUUAAAGAUGUCCUUUAGAUACUUAAUGAUUGGGGAAUCAAGAAUAGAUGAGAAAUGAGUGCUCUCUGUAGCAGUGGGAUGAAGGAAGUUAGCUGAAAUGACCAACACAUUC